Molecule: messenger RNA, 1258 nt
Organism: Calypte anna (Anna's hummingbird)
Lineage: Eukaryota; Metazoa; Chordata; Aves; Apodiformes; Trochilidae
Gene: MDH2
Product: malate dehydrogenase 2
Exons: 9
Coding region: 65-1078 (337 amino acids)
Biological process (GO): malate metabolic process; tricarboxylic acid cycle
Cellular component (GO): cytoplasm; mitochondrion
Molecular function (GO): L-malate dehydrogenase (NAD+) activity
Source: RefSeq, a predicted model, not a curated record
CGGUAGGCGGGGAGCGGUAGCGCAGCCGCCGUUCCGUGGAGGUCGUUGGAGUCACCGCCGCGCCAUGCUGUCCCGCAUCGCCCCUCCCGCCGCUGCCCUCCGCCGGGGCCUGGCCACCACCGCACAGAACCAUGCCAAGGUGGCAGUGCUGGGGGCCUCAGGAGGCAUUGGGCAGCCCCUCUCCCUUCUCCUGAAGAACAGCCCUCUGGUGAGCAAGCUCAGCCUCUACGAUAUCGCUCACACUCCAGGCGUGGCAGCUGACCUCAGCCACAUCGAGACACGAGCCAAUGUGAAAGGCUUCAUGGGACCUGAGCAGUUGCCAGAGUGUCUGAAAGGCUGUGAUGUUGUUGUUAUUCCUGCAGGAGUCCCUAGAAAACCAGGUAUGACCCGUGAUGACCUUUUCAACACCAAUGCCAGCAUUGUUGCUACUUUGACAACUGCCUGUGCAAAGCACUGCCCCAAAGCCAUGAUCUGUAUUAUUUCUAACCCGGUAAAUUCAACCAUCCCAAUAACUUCAGAAGUCUUCAAGAAGCAGGGUGUGUAUGAUCCCAACAGGAUCUUUGGUGUUACAACGUUGGACAUUGUCAGAGCAAACACUUUUGUGGCUGAACUAAAGGGCUUAGAUCCAGCCAAAGUAAGUGUUCCAGUCAUUGGUGGCCAUGCUGGGAAGACCAUCAUCCCUCUGAUCUCUCAGUGCACACCAAAAGUGGAGUUUCCUCAGGAUCAGCUGGAAAAGCUUACAGCAAGGAUUCAGGAAGCUGGCACUGAAGUUGUCCAAGCUAAAGCAGGAGCAGGAUCUGCCACCUUGUCCAUGGCCUACGCUGGUGCCCGGUUUGUGUUCUCCCUGGUGGAUGCAAUGAAUGGAAAGCAGGGAGUGGUGGAAUGUGCCUUCGUGCGAUCCGAUGAGACAGAGAGCCCCUACUUCUCUACCCCUCUGCUGCUGGGAAAAAAAGGCAUUGAGAAGAACCUGGGUAUUGGCAAGAUCACCCCCUUUGAACAGAAGAUGGUUUCUGAGGCCAUGUCUGAGCUGAAGUCUUCUAUUAAGAAAGGAGAAGAUUUUGCAAAGAACUUCAAGUGAAGAGUUGAUGAUGGAGAGGAAUUAACAACUUCCUUAAUUUAUUAAGGCAUCAUGUCACUUUAUGACUUCUGAUUCAGAGCUCAGGCUCUGAUUGAAGUCUGUCUGUAUUAGCUUAAUGAUUGUUGCCAGUGCAGAGUCUAAUCAUCAAUAAAGUGGCCUCAUUUUUUCAGCCAUCUGGGA